UAAAAAAUCUACGUAUGAAAGUUGUUUGGACCCUUUCAUUUAUUUCAUUAUUUUUGGGUCUUACCUUAAAUUUAGACUAAUAAUAUAUUACCAUAUAUUUCUCUAACAAUAAUUUAUUCAAUUCUUUUAUUUAUUCAAAUCUCACUUAUAUCCUAAUCACUACUAUUCCUAUAUUUACCAUUUUGAUUUUUAAUCGUAAAAGCAUUGAAACUAAUGUUUUAUAUUAUCACUUUUAUCAUAUAAUAUAUGAUUUAAAGCAAGAGAAGUUACAUAUACAUUCGAACUUCCUCUUUCUUUUAUAAUAAAGUAAUCAUAUCAUAUAUAAAUUUUCCCACUAAAAUCACAUAUCAUAUACUAAACUUUCAACCGUCUAUAGUUUGAUAGAUAUUUUCAUAUUUAAAAAUGAGUCUUCUGAAUAUUCAUGUUACCUUCACAAAAAUGUAGAAAUUCAUUGGUUCUGUUAAAGUUAACCCGACUUCACAAUAUCAGUAUUGAUUAUUUACGAUUUUGAAUUUUUUUUGUUUAGAUAUUAUACUUUUAUAUACUUUUCACCUAAAACCAAUUAAUACUAUUAAAAGAAAAAUAGUCUUAAAAAAUCUAAUAUAAAAAAAUUGUUGGAGUCAUGUAUAACUAUUUUUUUUGGUAAUACCAUGAAUCAUUCUAACCAUACAAUAUUUUUAUUAUUUUUAAUACAUCGUAAUAUUAUUUAUUAUGAUAACUUUACUCAGAAAAACAUUUCAUCAACCAUGUUUUUGUACAAUAACGUUAAAAAUCUAUAUCAAAAGGUUGUUGGACCUGAUAUAGACGUAAUGGGUCCACAUAUGUUCGAGUAUUUAGAAUCCUAAAAAAAAACAAAAUAUCUAAAAAAGCUGAAAAAUAUUUGAAACUCCAAAAAAAAAUACCCAAAAAAUUCAAAUACCUAAAAAUUUAAAAUCUGACACGAUGAACUGAAAAAUACCAAUUUUUUUUUUUUAAUAUGAAAAUUUACCUGAAAUCAAAAACUAUAAUCGUAAACCAAAAACUUAAAAACGUGUGUGCAUGUAGAGCUAGUCAUUUAAGAGAUAUUAAUCAUAUUUCACAUACAUUCAGAUAUAUAUCAAACAUGUUCUGAAAAAUGUAUACUUUUAUACAAUGUUGUAAUUUUAUGUGCCAAUGUGUUAUCUAUGUUUAGAAAAUAUGUGAGUAAGAUAAUAAUUUAUUUUGAUAUGUUGAUAAUCAUUACGGUUUUAUGUCGAAAGCUUGGAAUGUAAAAUUAACUAAACCGUGCAAAGCACGGGAGGUAACUAGUUUAUAAAUAAAACCGGAUCAAGAAUUAUUAAUUUGUUUGUGAUCACAGUUUGACCGGAAAUUACGCUAUCGUUUGAGUUUGCGACACACGACAAAGCAAACAUUAUAGUCUCUCUCUCUCUCUCUCUGCCUUACUUGGUCGUCGUCGCUAUUACUAUCAGCGCCUGUGUUUCGCCUCUUCUAACAAAUCUGUAUUCGAUAAUCUCACUCACACAGUCACACCGCUUCCUUUGUGUUUUCAUCUCCGUCCUCCUUCCCCCAUAUAAGCUGGUUCGGUAGCUCUAGGGCAUGGCUAUGGCUCUUCCGCUCGGGAAACUAACCGUCCUCAUCGGUGCAGGGCUUGUUGGGUCUGUGCUUGCUAAAGACGGGAGCUUACCACUUGUCUCGAGCCUUGUCUCUGGUGCUUUUAAGAUUGUAUUUAAGCAGCUGAAACAAGAGGAACCUAGCAAGUCUCGGAAUGAUACGGCACUUGUAGCUCAGGUUAACAGUCUUCGGCAUGAACUGCAGUUGCUUGCUUCAAACAGACCUAUCACUAUUGUUACGACAGAAGGAUCAGGUAGAAAGUAUGGUGUCAUCAUUAUUAUUGGGGUGAUAGGCUACGGAUAUGUGUGGUGGAAGGGAUGGAAGCUUCCAGAUUUUAUGUUUGCGACAAGGCGCAGCUUAUCAGAUGCUUGUGAUAAUGUUGGCAACCAGAUCGAUGGUUUUUACUCAUCCCUUUCGGAUACAAAACGGGAGUUAGGUUCAGAAGUUGAUCGGAUGGAUUCUACUUUGGAUGCAAGUUCAGUAAUUAUUAAAGAAACAGGAAGACAAGUGACUGAGUUACGGGAUGGUACAGCAAAUAUGAAGGAUGAAGUUAGAUCUGUUUUCGAGGCCGUUGAAACUCUGGCCAGCAAAGUCUGUCGCAUUGAGGGAAAUCAGGAUCUCACGCUUAAAGGAGUUGGAGCUCUGCAUGCUCAGUGUCUCGAGCACAAAAUAAUUCAGGAGUCCAAUCAGCCUUUGAUAUCAACUUCAUCAUUGCCAGCUAUUGAGGCAGCUCCUCUCACACAUUCCUCCAGUACUCUAUUAUUGCCUCCUCCUGCUUCACCUUGUGAAUCCCAAUCACCUUCAACCCCUAAUGGAGCUCAACAGUCACAUGGUCCGCUUCAGCGCACACAAUCUAUUUCUGGUUUGAAGGACAUAACUGAAAGCUCUAGCACAGGAAAUGGUAUAUCGGGCUUGAGUUCGGGGCAACUUGGUAGGUUCUCAGUGCCUAGAAUAGUGAGGACUAUUAGUGCAGUCAACACAGUGCCUACUAACUGAAGCGAAGAGUUCAUUCCAAUACUAGGCUUAACAGAGAAGUUGACAAGUGUAUUUAGUAGAUGAUUUUAAUAGAUUUUUGCUGUGUUUGCAAGUGCAUCGAGACAAUGCUAUAGAUGGUGCAUAACUUUUGUAGGGAUAGAGCUUAUUUUUCAAAUUGCUUUAUAUGUUACAGUUAUGGGUUCGUUGCUUUCUUUUUGUUCCUUGUAAUUAAUUUAUCCUAGAUAAAUUACAAAUUUUUGUGAUUCAAUCUAAUCAUAUAAUCAUCGUGUUCUAAUCUUGGUGAUUUUAGGACACUUGAUAGUCUCAACUAUUUUUAAACCUCUGGUAAAAAAAAUGUAUUUGACAAAUGGACCAACCUAACCGUAGUC
Molecule: messenger RNA, 2954 nt
Organism: Brassica napus (rape)
Lineage: Eukaryota; Viridiplantae; Streptophyta; Magnoliopsida; Brassicales; Brassicaceae
Exons: 14
Coding region: 1576-2586 (336 amino acids)
Source: RefSeq, a predicted model, not a curated record